Molecule: messenger RNA, 2751 nt
Organism: Trichogramma pretiosum
Lineage: Eukaryota; Metazoa; Arthropoda; Insecta; Hymenoptera; Trichogrammatidae
Product: fatty acyl-CoA hydrolase precursor, medium chain-like
Exons: 5
Coding region: 98-2065 (655 amino acids)
Biological process (GO): postsynaptic membrane assembly; presynaptic membrane assembly; modulation of chemical synaptic transmission
Cellular component (GO): synapse; postsynaptic membrane; cell surface
Molecular function (GO): signaling receptor activity; neurexin family protein binding
Source: RefSeq, a predicted model, not a curated record
GUCACGCAAGACUAUAUAGUGUGCCGAGCCACGCUAUUGUGGAACUCAUAGGGGAGCUUAUCCAGAUCUCAACAUCAGUCGGUGCCGGGCUGCGAUCAUGGCAGCAACAGCAGCAGCAACAUCGUCGUCGGCGAGUCCCAAGGGGACGCCCGCGAGCCUCGGCCUGUGUCGUUAUUUUUUUGUUGCUUUUUUACUGGCUUCGAGUGUCGUGGUGACCGUUCAACAAGGACAAAGGACUAAUGCCAGGCAAGGAAGUGGCGUGGCUGGCUUUGGUGCUUCCAAUAGUGCUCCGACUGUUAAAAUACCUCAGGGAACUCUGGUUGGCCGGGAGGUAUUCAUCAGUCGUACGCAGCGCGUCGUGCAAUUUCUGGGCAUCCCGUACGCCCAGCCGCCGAUCAGGCAGUUGCGUUUCGCGCCGCCGAUGACCGAUCCGCUGCCCAGCUGGAACGGCAUGAGGAACGCCUCGAUGUUCGGGCCCUCGUGUCCGCAGGUGACGAGCCGGCGCAAGCUGCACGAUCGGCUCUUCAUGCGCCUCUUGCCGAGCGACAUGCCCGAUCCAGGACUCAGCGAGGAUUGCCUCUUUCUCAACAUUUACGUGCCGGACGGAAAUCGACCAGCUGAAGGAUGGCCCGUGAUGGUCUGGUUCCACGGAGGUGAUUUCAACGGAGGCACGCCAGCCAUAUGGGACGCUUCCAUCUUCGUUACCAAGCAAAAGGUGUUAGUAGUGACGGUAGCCUAUCGUCUAAACAUCCUGGGAUUCUUCACGAGUACCGACGCAGAGUCGCCCGGCAAUUAUGGGAUGCUCGAUCAGGUGGCUGCUCUAGACUGGAUCGGUCGUAACAUCGAGUCCUUCGACGGCUCGCCGAACAAUAUCAUCAUCUACGGGCACAGCGCCGGGGCCAUAAGCGUCGGUCUGCACAUGAUGAGUCCCCUGAGCCGAGGCAAAUUUCACAAAGCCAUCGCCAUGAGCGGCGACGCGAUCAACUCCGUUCGGACGGCCCAGGACGAGAUGUCGGUCGUCGAUCAAGUGGCCGACAAGUUUGGCUGCUAUCGCAAAACGGCCGAUCUGAUGGAGUGCCUUCGCAACGUCGACGUAGACAUACUCGUCCGCGAGUCGGCCUUCAUUGAGACUUGGGGCCCGAUAGUCGACGCCGAGACGAGCAACUCGACCGAGGGACCCUUUCUGCCGAGACACCCGCGCACCGAGCUCAACGACGCCGAGGACCUCUACGCUGUCCCCUUCAUCGCCGGCUUCACCAACAACGAGCAGGCCUUGGCCUUCAUCGAGUCCAUCGGCAGCAGUAACGUCGACGGCCGUUUGCCACCGAGCCAGUUCGAGACGAUGAUACGCGACGAGAGCGCGGCCGCUGUGGUGGCGCCCGACGAGAACAGCACCUGCGAGCUGCGCCCCGAGCUCGUUUCCGAGGCCGUUCUCUUCUUUUACAAGCCCCAUCCAUCCAACAGGGAUCAAAAAAUCCUGAGAGAUCGCUACUUGGACUUGCAGACGGAGAAAAACUAUGCCGCAGGCCUGACUCUUCUCGCUGCUAAAGUGGCCAACCAUCCGUCGAAGGUACCUGCUUACGUUUACCGAUUUGAUUAUCGAGCUCGCACUCAGGCAGUGACGCGCGACGUUCCCGAGUGGGCUGGAGUUCCGCACAUGUUCGAACUGCCCUUCGUUUUUGGCCUGCCCUACAGCGUGUCCACCACGAUACAAUGGAAUAACGCGGACAAAAAAAUGGCUGACGUUGUGAUGGCUAUGUUCUCGACCUUCGCGCGUACCUCCAAUCCAUCCAUACCAACGGUAAAAUGGGAGGCCUACAGCGAUCGUAUGCCGGGAAUAUUGUUGAUAGAGCAGAGAAGCCUCGACAUGAGCAAUCCCAAUCAAGUGGAUUAUAAAGCUUUGGCCUUUUGGAAUGAAUAUUAUCCAACGGUCCUGGAAGCCGCCACGAACAACUGCUGCAACACGACCAGUGCAGCGGAGACCUUGCCAAGUAGUCCGGGAGCUUGCGCCGUCGCCCUGUCUCUCGCUGCUUUGAGACUCUUGACCGUGCGACAUUUUGUUUGAACAGCGGAACAAGCAUCGACCCGAACAUGGUCGCUGUACGAUUUACUGUCCAGAUCACGAUUGAAGUUGAUUAUUGUCGAUUUUUAAACUGCGCUUCGAGCAGAGACGGAAUAUGAAAAUUACACUUUGCGUGCAGUUGAAUUUUAUCGAUAAAUGUCAAAAAUCACUGUAAAUGAAACUAUGUGAGCAUUUUUAUCCGACUCAAACGUGACGCAUACAUCACUUUGAUUUUUUAUUUGAUGCACUCACUUCUUUGUCAUUUUGGACGAAGAUUCAAUAGUGUGUUGUAAGUACAUAGAAAAAAAUUAAAAAUGAAUAUUAAUUAUAAUUAUAAUUAUAAUUAUAAUUACAGAUUUAGUGUUUUUGUAAAUAAAGAGAAAAAUAUGAGUAGUAAAAUUUACGAAACUAUCAUGUCUGUAUAUUUUAGUAAAAUAAUACUUACAGUAAGCUGAUAAUUUUUCCAUGAGAUCAUAAUAAUACCGUAAAAGAUAUAAUGAUUAUAACAUUUGUUUCAUACACGAAUUUUUAUGUCCAGAUUUUAGUCUUCUUUGAGUUUAACAAAUGAAUUAAAAAUAAAAGAUAUUUUACCUCGAAAGUUUUUUGCAUGUAAACACAGGCAUUUGUAAGAAAAUGUAUAAAUCUAUUAUCUGUACACCUAUCGAAUAAAGUUGAUUACAAACUAUAAA